Aspergillus niger is the source of this 1959-nucleotide messenger RNA. RefSeq lists its product as hypothetical. NCBI's taxonomy places the organism in Eukaryota, Fungi, Ascomycota, Eurotiomycetes, Eurotiales, Aspergillaceae. The coding region runs from base 1 to 1959 and encodes 652 amino acids. The record is from RefSeq and is a predicted model, not a curated record. The transcript has 2 exons.
AUGGCUGCCGACCAGUUGCUUCAGUCCAUCGCUCAUUCCACUCCCGGUGAAGAGUGGUUUGACUUUGACAACUCCUUCGACAUUCCCUACGAAGGGAUGGGAAGCAAUCCCACCUCGGUGGAUUCUGUGUCCCCCAAGGACUUGGAUCUAACUUUUGCCGACUUUGAUGACUGCAAUUGGGGUCCAAGCCCUGGGGUCUGCACUCAGGAGCUAUUCGCUGAUCUGGUCAACUAUGAUGCGCCUAUGGAGGGCUUGGGGGCCCAUGCAUUGGACGCCUCACAAUCCAUGCUGAACCCUACCGGGUCCUUCCAUCAUAUGCCCGCUUCGCCAACUCCCGGGCUGAUGGGGUCGGAGCUGACCAACCUAUGGUCACAGGACAUGGGCGGAGUUGACGACCCUUUCUACACCACUGUUCGACAGAUGGUGGAGUUCCAAGCUGCUGCUGAUCCAAGCGCGCUGUCUAGCAAAGAGAAGCGCAUGGAGGCGUCUAUUGCGCUUCACAUGCAGCGCCUCCAGGAAGCAGCAAUGCAGGACUUGGAGCUGUCGUCGAACUCGAGCACAACAUUCCCAUCUCCUCGCUGGUCCGACUCUGCAGCAAGCGUUUAUCAGGCUGGAACAUGUCCAACCCCAGCUACUACACCUCUGCCCGAUGUAACUCGCACACCGGUCUCGGGCUCGGAGUCUGCGGCUGGGGGCAUGGAACUGGUGCUCGACCUGAACAUGAACACGACCACAAACGUACCAAAGAAGCAAAAACCUCGAUCGCAAGCUCAGAAAGAAAAUUACAUUAAAGUUCGAAAGCAUGGUGCUUGCGAGAAGCACAGGAAGCAACACAAGCGGUGCAACUGUCUUGAGAAGGCCGCUUCCCAGAUUGCUGUCAGCCAGAAGGCCGUUUCUACUUGCAACAUACCAUUCAAGUCAACCUUCAGUACGCAACGACAUGUCCACAGAUCUGAACGAGAAGCUCUUCUUGUGAGCACGACGCCGACACCAGCCAGUAAGUCAACUGUUUCACAGCCGACAGGAGGCCUAGGUUCGAAGGAGCUUCAAUACGUUCAACUUCGGCAUCGCCACCGUUUGCAGUCCACCCAUACGUCUAUGGAUCCUCAAUAUGGACACCACUCGCCACACUCAGUCAAGUCAGCUGCAAGCUGUCGUGGCGACGUAGGCUUCAAUGGCGGUUCACGUACUCCGACAACGUUCCGGGGUAGCUCGGGACAACAGCAACCAUCAAGGUCACCGGGUUCCGACCGCAGGGUUGGUCUCGUCCAUUCGCUGUCGAAGGGACUGCAGAUCUGUUCGACAUCGAGUCAGGCAGAUCGGGGAGCGCUUGCUCUCCGCCAUUCUCCGGACAGACAACAGGCAAGCCAGGCUGGAGCAGCCCGCAUGCAUGUGUCAGUCCAGGCAUCAAUCCCAUCCCGAUCCAGUACAGCCGCCAUCAGCAGCGUACCAUGCAGGUUCAGUGCGUCGGCCAAGGCCUUUGCCACAGUCAACGUGCAAUCCAACCGGGGCACCGAGGCCGAUGCCGUAUCCAAGAGAUACGCCGAUUUCUGGCGCGUCAGAUCUUCGGGAUACCCUUCGACACACCACUCGUUGGACGUACAAGCCAAGGCUUUUGCCACAGUCAACGUGCAAUCCAACCGGGGCACCGAGGCCAGUGCCGUAUUCAAGAGAUACGCCGAUUUCUGGCGCGUCAGAUCUUCGGGAUACCCGUCGACACACCACUCGUUGGACGUACAAGCCAACGAUGUCCACGACCAAUCUGUGUCGCGGACACUUGUGUCAAGGGUACUUCAAAGCGUCUUUUCGGUCUCUCACUUCUUGGAUUUAUCUGUAUGCGUCGCUUCUUGGUUGAGCACGUGCUUUGACAAAACCUGGGGCUUUUCCAGAUUUGGCAAGCUCGUCAUGAUAUCGACUAGAAGGCAUUGGCUUGCGGGGAAGGGAUUUCUAUGGGGUUGA